This is a messenger RNA of Pieris brassicae (large cabbage white), 1858 nucleotides long. RefSeq names its product collagen alpha-1(IV) chain-like. The record is from RefSeq and is a predicted model, not a curated record. The transcript is spliced from 3 exons. Gene Ontology annotation, cellular component: extracellular region. Bases 36 to 1505 code for a protein of 489 amino acids. Lineage: Eukaryota; Metazoa; Arthropoda; Insecta; Lepidoptera; Pieridae. Gene Ontology annotation, molecular function: chitin binding.
GCUUGCACUGCGAGCGUGGUUUAGUGAAUAGUAAGAUGACCAGCACCAACAACAUGCUACGUUUGUCAACGAUAUGCCUUCUACUGGCAGUGGCAUUAGCGCAGAACGGCUACGAAUACAAUAAGCCAGGAAAGCCUUUUGGGCAAAAUACAUCUAUUCGGCCAGGCUAUCCCUCAAGUGGAUACCCAAGUUCGACACCCUCAUAUCCCAGUGCACCUCAAAAUGAGUACCCUGGCACUACACCUUAUCCUUCAGGUAUAUCUACAGGAGCUAAUUAUCCAGGACAAGGCCCAUCGGGACCUGCAAGUUACCCGGGUCAGUCUGACAAUAACUAUCCCGGACAAAAUUACCCAGGAUCCACUGGACCUUCGGGACCUUCAGGAUAUCCAGGACAGCCCGGAUAUCCCGGUCAAAAUUAUCCAGGACAGACAGCUCGUCCAACCACACCAGGAUUUGGGCCAGGUUCUGUGACAGGAGCCCCAGGAUUUGCACCAGGAAACUCAAACUUUGGACCAGGUGCACCCGGAUUUGGACCUGUAGGAUCAGGAUUUGAUUCGGGAGCAUAUGAGGGUGGUGAUUAUUCUGCUAUCCCUGGAGAACCUGAUAAAGACUAUCCCAUUUUGUCGUUUGUUCCCAAAACAUCGUUCCGAUGUGAUGCUCAGCCUUAUCCGGGGUAUUAUGCCGAUGUUGAAACUCGUUGUCAAGCAUUCCACGUGUGCGCUAAUAACAUAACAUAUGACUUUCUUUGUCCGAAUGGAACAAUCUUUUCACAAGAGGUUUUCGUCUGUGUUUGGUGGAACCAAUUUGACUGCAACUUAGCUCAAAGUUUAUAUGAAUUAAACGCAAACAUAUACGACUACUCCAUCAUUGGAUCUCAGCAACAACUUUCUUAUCCUGGAAGUCAAGGCCCCUCAUAUCCAGGUAACCAAGGCUCUCAAGGUUCUUAUCCUGGUAAUCAAAGUCCUCAGGGUUCUUAUCCUGGUAAUCAAAGCCCUCAGGGUUCUUAUCCUGGUAAUCAAAGCCCUCAGGGUUCUUAUCCUGGAAGCCAAGUUCCAUCAUACCCAAGCAGUCCAAGCCCGCAGGGUCCCUCAUACCCAGGACCUUCUACAUCUUAUCCGGAUCAUUUUGGGAGCCAAGGACCAUCAUCCGGAUACCCUAGCAGCCCUUACCCACAAGGAACAACCCCGUCAUAUCCUGGAACUCAAGAUGCCUCGACAUACCCCGGAACAAGACCCAACACCAGGCCAGGUCAACAAGGAUCUAGUUCAUAUCCAGGUAGCUCAAACUAUCCUACGAUAGGACCACAAAACAAAUAUCCAUCUUCACAAGGAAAUUAUCCUGUGCCGCAAAGUACUCCAGGAUACCCAGGUUCACAAUCGGACCAGGGUUAUCCAUCGGGAAGACCUUCAGGACCCAGUUUUCCAACUGGUACAACCAGACCCCAAGGCCCAAAUACGGGGUAUCCUCAACCACCAAACCGAGAAUACUUACCGCCUAGAAAAUAAGUUCACUGUAACUAAUUACCGAAUAUAUUAAGCAAUUCGUUUUUGAGCUCCAUUUAGCCGAACUAUGAACGGAAGACUUAACAAGGAUAAAACUUAAAUACAGCAAUAUUUAUUUAACAGCACCUUAAUUCGUCAGGCGCAAAAUUUCCUUGUUGUUCUUCUUACUGCCACAUUUUAAAUAGAAAUUAUUAAGAAAGCCAGUAGAGCACAUUGACAAACGAAAGAGUUGGUGCUGUGUAUUUUAUUUGUGCUAUAGAAUAAAAACAAAGUAUUAAACUUAUUAGUCGUAAGUUAAAACGUAAUAUGUAGUACUAAGUUUAUAGUUAAUUUUCACCCCAUAUAUUGUAUCUAUA